Molecule: messenger RNA, 1185 nt
Organism: Suillus clintonianus
Lineage: Eukaryota; Fungi; Basidiomycota; Agaricomycetes; Boletales; Suillaceae
Exons: 4
Coding region: 91-948 (285 amino acids)
Source: RefSeq, a predicted model, not a curated record
UUCAAAAGUCAUUCCUGUCCAUGCAUACACCUCGUGUGCAGCUGAACGUUUCAGUCAUCGCUCCCCUUGACUAUCUCAUACCGUCUUGUUAUGCAAAAUCUUGAUCAUCAAGUGGUAUCCGCGAUGGGAAUGUGCGAUGAAUAUGAUGCAAAAGGCCACCGAGAAAUAUAUGACAACAUCUCAUCGAUGCUAGAGAAUGACCCUGCAUCUGCAGAUGGACAGGCACCACCCGUCCUUGUAUUCUACGCGAUGCGGAACAUCCUGCACCCUUUUUUUAUUCUGGGCCAGAUCCCGGAUUUGCUUGACCUCCUAGCCAUGGUUGACACUUUCCGAAGGCACGCGGUCGAGGCGUCUUCUGCUGCGCUAUCAUGGCAGGAAUAUUAUGCAAAUGAACCUAGCUCUGAUCCAGACGUGACACUGCUCACGGAAAGAGAGCUGAGGAAAAUGCAAGGUUACGUUGCGAAUGACGAACAGAAUAGGCUACAUUAUAUUCUGCUCGUCAAGAAUCUGUGUUUACUGCAUAUUUACUACCUUGUGACAUCGCCGGAGUCGUGUAUCCUUGCGGAACGUAUGAACGACUAUUUUCCAGGAUGCUUCCCAGGCCACGAUAUACCAUCUAAGCUCUUGUUUCAACACGGACUUUCUGACAGUGAGAAACAGAUUAUGGAAGGGGCAUACCAAGAAUGCAAGGAAUGGUUGAUGGAAGUCACCCAAUGGGAAGAGGAAUGGGAACAAGAACAAGAAUUGGAGCUUGCGGCCUUGACUGCGGAACAGGCCGACGCCGCAUUCCAGCAGGCCUUUCGAAAGAAGUUUCCUCCACCAUUGUCUCAGGAAGAACUAGUUUCAGAUCUGGACGACUACUUGAGCACCGUGGAGAGAAUGAUUCGCAAGUUGGAGGACUAUUUCCCUUCCGCCAAGGUUCUAGAGAGACUGAAGCGGGCGGUCUGAACGGUACUGUGUUCCAUUUUUCCUGGUAGAACAUCGUGAGCUUUGGAUAAUUCUAAUAUAUGCACCCCUUGGCUCGGAGAGCAAGUCAUCGAUUGCGUUCAGAAAGCAGGGAGGUGACAGGCUGGCGGAGACCACGUAGCAUUGAUAUUGAUAGGCCGUGGUGGAUGGAUAGCCUAGUACUGUUGUCCGAUAGUAAGAUAUAUCCAGGUACACGAAGCAGCAACACCGUUGUCAAAG